Myodes glareolus (Bank vole) is the source of this 3447-nucleotide messenger RNA. The record is from RefSeq and is a predicted model, not a curated record. NCBI's taxonomy places the organism in Eukaryota, Metazoa, Chordata, Mammalia, Rodentia, Cricetidae.
GGCGGGUCCGAGGCGGGGCGUCGGCCUGCAGCCAUCCCGCCGCCAGCCCGCCCUCCCCCGGCCGGCUCCUCGGCGCCGCCUGGGGUCCUUUCCGCCCGGUGCCGCCCGCCAGCCCCGUGCCCGUUCGGCCAGGCCUGGAGCCGAGUUCUCCGCCAUCAUGCCGGCUGUAUCCAAGGGCGAUGGCAUGCGCGGGCUCGCCGUGUUCAUCUCCGACAUCCGGAACUGCAAGAGCAAAGAGGCCGAGAUCAAGAGGAUCAACAAGGAACUGGCCAACAUCCGCUCCAAGUUCAAAGGAGACAAGGCCUUAGAUGGCUACAGUAAGAAGAAGUAUGUGUGCAAGCUGCUCUUCAUCUUCCUGCUUGGCCAUGACAUUGACUUUGGACACAUGGAGGCUGUGAACCUGCUAAGCUCCAACAAGUACACAGAAAAGCAGAUAGGGUACCUGUUCAUCUCAGUCCUGGUGAACUCGAACUCAGAGCUGAUCCGGCUCAUCAACAACGCCAUCAAGAAUGACCUGGCCAGCCGCAACCCCACCUUCAUGUGCCUGGCCUUGCACUGUAUCGCCAAUGUGGGCAGCCGUGAGAUGGGCGAGGCCUUUGCCGCUGACAUUCCCCGAAUCCUGGUGGCUGGAGACAGCAUGGACAGUGUGAAGCAAAGUGCAGCCCUGUGCCUGCUUCGACUCUACAAGGCGUCCCCUGACCUGGUGCCCAUGGGCGAGUGGACAGCACGCGUAGUGCACUUGCUCAACGAUCAGCACAUGGGAGUGGUCACAGCCGCUGUCAGCCUCAUCACCUGUCUCUGUAAGAAGAAUCCAGACGACUUUAAGACCUGUAUCUCCCUGGCUGUGUCUCGCUUGAGCCGGAUCGUCUCCUCCGCCUCCACCGACCUCCAGGACUACACCUAUUACUUCGUUCCUGCGCCCUGGCUCUCUGUGAAGCUGCUGCGGCUGCUGCAGUGCUACCCACCGCCAGAGGACGCGGCUGUGAAAGGGCGGCUAGUGGAGUGUCUCGAGACUGUGCUCAACAAAGCCCAGGAGCCCCCCAAGUCCAAGAAGGUGCAGCACUCCAACGCCAAGAACGCCAUCCUCUUUGAGACCAUUAGCCUCAUCAUCCACUAUGACAGUGAGCCCAACCUCCUGGUCCGCGCUUGUAACCAGCUGGGCCAGUUCCUACAGCACCGGGAGACGAACCUGCGAUACCUGGCCCUGGAGAGCAUGUGCACGCUGGCCAGCUCUGAGUUCUCCCACGAGGCUGUCAAGACCCACAUUGAUACCGUCAUUAAUGCCCUCAAGACGGAGCGGGAUGUCAGUGUGAGGCAGAGGGCGGCCGACCUCCUAUAUGCCAUGUGUGACCGGAGCAAUGCCAAGCAAAUUGUGUCAGAGAUGCUGCGGUACCUGGAGACUGCUGACUAUGCCAUUCGAGAGGAGAUUGUGCUGAAAGUGGCCAUCCUGGCCGAGAAGUAUGCAGUGGACUACAGCUGGUAUGUGGACACAAUCCUCAACCUCAUCCGCAUCGCGGGCGACUAUGUGAGCGAGGAAGUGUGGUACCGAGUGCUGCAGAUUGUCACCAACCGUGAUGAUGUCCAGGGUUAUGCUGCCAAGACAGUGUUUGAGGCCCUCCAGGCCCCAGCCUGCCAUGAGAACAUGGUGAAGGUUGGUGGCUACAUCCUUGGGGAGUUUGGGAACUUGAUUGCUGGGGACCCACGCUCCAGCCCGCCUGUGCAGUUCUCACUGCUGCACUCCAAGUUCCACCUGUGCAGCGUGGCCACUCGUGCCCUGCUGUUGUCCACCUAUAUCAAGUUCAUCAACCUUUUCCCUGAGACCAAGGCCACCAUCCAGGGAGUGCUGCGUGCCGGCUCCCAGCUACGCAAUGCCGAUGUGGAACUCCAGCAGCGGGCAGUGGAGUACCUCACCCUCAGCUCCGUAGCCAGCACCGAUGUUCUGGCUACUGUGCUAGAAGAAAUGCCCCCAUUUCCUGAACGUGAGUCAUCCAUCCUGGCCAAGCUGAAGCGCAAGAAGGGCCCUGGGGCAGCCAGUGCCCUGGAUGACAGCCGAAGGGACACCAGCAACAAUGACAUCAAUGGUGGUGUGGAACCCACCCCCAGUACCGUGUCAACACCCUCCCCCUCCGCGGACCUCUUGGGGCUGCGGGCAGCCCCUCCCCCUGCUGCACCUUCAGUUCCUGUAGGUGGGAACCUGCUGGUGGAUGUCUUCUCUGAUGGCCCCACUGCACAGCCCAGCCUGGGGCCUACCCCCGAGGAGGCCUUCCUCAGCGAGCUGGAGCCCCCUGCCCCUGAGAGCCCCAUGGCUUUGUUGGCUGACCCAGCUCCAGCUGCUGACCCAGGUCCCGAGGACAUAGGCCCUCCCAUCCCAGAAGCCGACGAACUGCUCAACAAGUUCGUGUGUAAGAAUAGUGGGGUCUUGUUUGAGAACCAGCUGCUGCAGAUUGGAGUCAAGUCCGAGUUCCGGCAGAACCUGGGCCGGAUGUACCUGUUCUAUGGCAACAAGACUUCUGUGCAGUUCCAGAGCUUCUCGCCCACUGUGGUCCACCCCGGAGACCUGCAGACUCAGCUGGUGGUGCAGACGAAGCGUGUGGCCGCGCAAGUGGACGGUGGUGCCCAGGUGCAGCAGGUGCUCAACAUCGAGUGUCUGCGAGACUUUCUGACGCCUCCGCUGCUGUCUGUGCGCUUCCGGUACGGUGGCACCGCCCAGUCCCUCACUCUGAAGCUACCAGUGACCAUCAACAAAUUCUUCCAGCCCACGGAGAUGGCUGCCCAAGACUUUUUCCAGCGCUGGAAGCAGCUGAGCCUCCCCCUGCAGGAAGCACAGAAAAUAUUCAAAGCCAACCACCCCAUGGAUGCUGAAGUUACUAAGGCCAAGCUUCUGGGGUUUGGCUCUGCUCUACUGGACAAUGUGGACCCUAACCCUGAGAACUUCGUGGGUGCUGGAAUCAUCCAGACGAAAGCCCUGCAGGUGGGGUGUCUGCUUCGGCUGGAGCCCAAUGCCCAGGCCCAAAUGUACCGCCUGACCCUGCGCACCAGCAAAGAGCCUGUCUCCCGUCACUUGUGUGAGUUGCUGGCCCAGCAGUUCUGAGCCCUGGACUUGCUCUGGGAUGUGGCCAGUGCCAGGCAGCCCUGGGAUGGAGGCAGCUGUGGUGGAGGGGGCAGCGAGGAGACCUCCGGUGGUGACAGCGAAGACCCCAGGGAUGGAGGCCUGCCUGAGCUUCCUCUGGCCUUUUGUAUUUUUAGUUUUGUUCAUCUGCUGCUGUUUACAUUCUGGGGGGGUCAAGGGAAGCACCCUCCCUCCCUUGUCCCCCGGAGCACAGAGGGGAGAGGAGCCAGAGAAGUCGGUACCUCCUCCCCUCCCCCCCAUUGUCGCCCGCCCUCCCCUCUCUCCCCAUCUGGGGCGUGUAUUAUUGUGAGUGAAUAAACAGAGAGACGCUAAUGUUA